Molecule: messenger RNA, 1008 nt
Organism: Verticillium dahliae VdLs.17
Lineage: Eukaryota; Fungi; Ascomycota; Sordariomycetes; Glomerellales; Plectosphaerellaceae
Exons: 1
Coding region: 1-1008 (335 amino acids)
Source: RefSeq, a predicted model, not a curated record
AUGAACUGCAAUGCAUGCUCCACCGAAGAUGUGCUGCCCAACGCCGACAAGCUCAGAGGACGUGAAAACUGGGACGAAUGGGCCGUCCGUGUCGGGCGCAUCCUCAAACGUCACAGCCUGUUCUUCGUCACCAGGAUACGGGAACCGCAUGUCAACUCCAUGAAGGGCAGAAGCGACAGAGCGAUGGCCAUCAUUUGCCAAAACUGCGGCCCGGGCGUGCUGGCGGCCCAAGAAGGGCAGUGCUCGAAUGCCUGGGUCAUGUGGAGGAGGCUCGACUUUCUCUACAGCCCUAAUCACCAAGGCACCACUCUCAAUCCUAGAGACUUCCAGGCGCGGCUUCUGCACGAUGUUCAUGUAUUCAACGCCAUGUUCAACAGGCGAUUCUGCCAGAUCUAUGGAAGCUCCUGCUUGGACGGCCGAGGUUCCACAUCCAUCCCCUCGGCGCACCUUGCCUACUACGAUCUUGUUUUUUACGUCUAUGACGGCUGGGUCUGCAGGCGGAAGGAGAGAGAGAAAGAGGAGCCCAGGGUUUCUCUGUUUGCCAUACAGGAUGAGCUGGCCGAUUAUGUGUCCCUUAUGGACUUUUCCAUGGAGAGAUGGUAUGGCAUCAUGCCCCCGGUCGACAUGAUGUCUGGCUUGGAGCCGAACACUAGAGGAAAGAAUUCGGAUUUCUCCCCUUCCGAGAGUGAGUCCGACACAGGUACAUCGACCCAGCAACGCACAGGUGGGAAGCAGUCUCCCAGGACAGGCGGCGCACGACCUAGGCCAAGGCCUCAACGGACUCGCCCUGACGAAAAGAUGUUCAAUCCCGUGUACCUCUACAUCAAGACAGUGUUUGUGAUUUUGGCCUUCAGGAUGUGCCACUUGCCUGCUUCCUGGCAUCUGCCAUGGAUGCACGCCGACGUGCGUCCUGAGGAACAAGUUGGCUGCGCUGGAGCAGACUGUCCUCUACCUACCCUUGCUGUGGCAGACAUGGCGACGACUGUUGUUUCUUUCCGUGGCGCCUGA